GAAUACGCAGCACAAGGGAACAGGGAACAUCAUAAGGAAAACAAUGGCAAGUUGAGAGCGAGAAGAACAGAGGGAGGAAAAAGCAGAAACGUGAAAAAUAAUAAGGAAGUAUGUAGGAGAGAAAUAAGGAAUAAUAGACGCGCGAGAGAUCAGGAAGCAGGAAACAAGAGCCGAGAAAACGAAGAAGCCAGAGGGAAUAAGGAAGAAGUAGCAAACAAGGGAAGAGCAAAAGGAAAAGAGACGAAGUGA
This is a messenger RNA of Diversispora eburnea, 249 nucleotides long. The record is from the annotation of a GenBank genome assembly. NCBI's taxonomy places the organism in Eukaryota, Fungi, Glomeromycota, Glomeromycetes, Diversisporales, Diversisporaceae.